Messenger RNA from Cordyceps fumosorosea ARSEF 2679, 822 nucleotides. RefSeq lists its product as hypothetical. The coding region runs from base 1 to 822 and encodes 273 amino acids. The record is from RefSeq and is a predicted model, not a curated record. NCBI's taxonomy places the organism in Eukaryota, Fungi, Ascomycota, Sordariomycetes, Hypocreales, Cordycipitaceae. The transcript has 2 exons.
AUGCCGUCAGCAUUCAGCACCGCGCUGCUCGUCCUCUCCAAGGUUCCCCUGGUACUCAAGACGGUGCUCUUCUGGCUCCUCUCCCUCAGCCCAACCGCGCGCAAGUGGGACCUGCGCACCGAGCUCGCCGUCACCACCCUCCGCGACUUCUUCGGCGGCUCGUCCCCAACCUCGUCCGUCAGCGCGCAGCAGGCGCUCUUCAUGCGCGACGGGGGCGCCCGCGGUCGCAUCUGGGUAAGCCGCGUCACCCUGCCCGCGCCGGACGACACAUCCCCCGACGGCGUGCUGCCGGCUUUGUGCGGGGCCGUCGCCGCUCUGGGCGACGAGGCCCCGUACACGCGGCCGCCCCUGCAGGACGUCGGCGGCGAGUGGGUGGGCGUCCGUCGCGACGUGUCCCGCUGGGCCGCGGAGCCCGCGGACCUGAGCGAGCGCGAAAAGUACGCGCGCCUCACCAACGAGGCCCGGGGCGGCGCCACGGUGCUGUACGUCCACGGCGGCGCCAACUACCUCCCUAUCCCUCCUACACCCACCGCCGGGUGCCUGGCACGACCCCGUGCCCGCCGCCUCGCUCGUCGUCGCCGGCGACUCCGCCGGCGGCAACCUCUCCGCCGCCCUGGUCCAGCUCCUCCUCCACCUGCACCGCUCCUCCUCCUCCUCGCCCACGGUCCGCUUCCACGGCAAGCACGUGCCCGUGCCGCUGCCCGCCGGCGUCGCGCUCAACUCGCCCUCCCUCGACCUCACCCGCACGACGAGGAUGUCCUGGCUGGCAUGGAGGCUGGUCGUAAACGGAUACAGGACAGAUUUGCGCAUCUUUUGAAAUAG